AUGUCAGUCAUAUCAUCCCCCCGUGUCUCCGUUGCCUCUUCGCGAGCUACCCCGACAUCCUCGCGUCGGCCGUCAACAGAAAACCUCACUGCCAACAACUCCGUGAGUGGCCUCGGCAUCAGUGGCACUUCUUCCUCCAAUCGAGGCGUGUCUCCAGCUCAGCGUCGAAACCGCGCCGCUCUUCGAGAUUAUUAUAACCUCAAGGCUACUACUGCCAGCGAUGGGGCCAGCAUUUCGCUACCGUCCGGCAGCGCGCCGAGAUCAACCGGUGCCAAUGAGCUGUCAGGGUCACCCAUGAUCACCGUGACCUCGGAGCUCGAUAGCCCCGAUUUCAAAGCGCAGCAAUACAUUGACCAGCUUCUCGCUACUUCUUCACUCUCGACAGUCUUGAAGGCCGAAAACACGUUGGUGGGAGAUAUACGCACCCUGGAUGGCGAACGGAAGGCGCUUGUUUAUGACAACUAUUCAAAAUUGAUCCGUGCGGUUGAGACCAUUGGAACAAUGCGGCGGAGCAUGGAGGAACGCGGCGCUCCGUUAACAAUGACCAAAACCCUUGGGCCAGCUGUUGCGUUUGUCGCUGAAACGGCCAGUGGUCUGAUCAAAGAGGGUGAAGACCUCCGUCGCAGGGUCCAGGAGGCGAAGAGCAAGGCAACAGGCAAUAAAACUGCAGAGCAGAGCACCGUGGAGUGGGUUCUGGCGACUCCGGAUCGGCUCCGAAAACAUUUGAGCGACGGCAAUACAGAAAAGGCAGAAAAGGACUGGGCUGAAAUAGACAGCCUUCUCAAGAGCUGGAAGAAUGUAAAGGGGGUCACGGAAUUGAGGGCAGCUUGUGAGGAAAUUAUGAAGGAAAAUCCCGUGUGA
Messenger RNA from Talaromyces rugulosus, 861 nucleotides. RefSeq lists its product as uncharacterized. The coding region runs from base 1 to 861 and encodes 286 amino acids. Lineage: Eukaryota; Fungi; Ascomycota; Eurotiomycetes; Eurotiales; Trichocomaceae. Gene Ontology annotation, biological process: Golgi vesicle transport; endocytic recycling; Golgi organization. The record is from RefSeq and is a predicted model, not a curated record. The transcript has a single exon. Gene Ontology annotation, cellular component: membrane; EARP complex; GARP complex.